This is a messenger RNA of Uncinocarpus reesii 1704, 2715 nucleotides long. RefSeq lists its product as uncharacterized. The coding region runs from base 1 to 2715 and encodes 904 amino acids. Gene Ontology annotation, biological process: ascospore-type prospore membrane formation; protein localization to prospore membrane. NCBI's taxonomy places the organism in Eukaryota, Fungi, Ascomycota, Eurotiomycetes, Onygenales, Onygenaceae. The transcript is spliced from 3 exons. The record is from RefSeq and is a predicted model, not a curated record. Gene Ontology annotation, cellular component: prospore membrane.
AUGUAUAGACAGAGCUUUCCUCAACCGGAAGGUGUCGGGCAACGGCAGGUGGUAGAUGAGACCCCCGUCACCGAACCCAGAAUCGAACCGACUGCUCUAACGCCCAUUGAUACUACCCAUGAGACGCCGGAUCAACAUCUCAACGAGCCCGAGCCAGCGCCAGCAUCUACCCUAGAAUCAUAUCCAGGGCAACCGUCCUUAUCGGAUGCAACGCCGAUUUCUACCCUGGGUUCACGAUCGGGCUUCUCGACCAUACCAUCCGACCCAGCUUUAAGGCCGUCCUCCUCUAGCCACCUCCCAGAUUCGUACUAUACUGCGCCCGAAUUUCAAGGUGCAUCCAGGAUAUUGAGCUCCUCACCGAUUACAGAAGAACCCUUUGACCUGGGCGGCGAUGGAAUCGACGACCGCAUCGAAAACAGGCCUGCAAACAUUAGCUGGGAGGAGGCUCCUCCGGACGAACAGGCCUCAACCACGUCUGCUCCGUCUCCGAGCAGAGGCACUCAAUCUGGGGCCGAUGUCACAUCCCAAACAUUUCUGUUGCCACAUGGAAAAACCUUCAACGGUGAAUCCCCAUCCCCACGUUCGUCAGGGCAUCUUCGCCGCGAGGAACCGUCAUUUGUCGAACAUGAAGAAACGGGCUCCAAAAGCCGGCGCCAGCGGUUCCUGACCCGUGUUACUUCGGGCAUGGUCCGGUUUAAUAUCGAGGAUAGUAUUGGUGAUCGACAAAGGCGGAUACAGAAAAGGCUCUCCAGGACAGAGAGCGAACAAAAUUCGGCUACAAAGAGACAGAGAAGAGCAAGUCGCUGGGGCGAAAUUGUAAGGGCUGAGCGCAUGCUAGUUCGUAUCGAAAGCACCACGCAGUCGAUUCCCCGCGAAUACAACGAGAACGACAGCAUCAAAAUUGAUACGAAGAUCAUGUCUAAAUGGAGAGAGUUCCUCGUUUGCUCUUACGAAAUACCCAUCGUGCCCAACCGCACCAAAGUAAACCUCUUCUCGACUCUAGACAAGACGUUGGUUGUCUGGCAGCCGUAUAAGCUUGGUACCCAGAUCUUCAUCAUGCGGCCAAGGUCAUCGUCGCAUUCGGUAGAGUGGUUUACCUUUCUUCGUGGUGCCCUCGGAUGGAAACAGCCAUCGACAUUGUUCGUGCAUGUUCCUGAUCUCGACAUUUCGCUACAUUUAGAGAAUCCAUUCGCACACCUCGGAGAAAAUCGCAACGAAGAUGAUGACGUCUGUACUGCUGUGUUGAGAACAAUGAAAGAGGAGCGGGCCAUCGCGUCUGGUAUCGUCAAAACUUGCUUGACAACGCUUUCUGAAUGUUCUGAGUGGAAUAAAAUCUUGAAUAUGUGGGCAGGGAAAUCCAUGAAAAUGGGCCUUGCUUGGAGGCGAUAUGACCGUCUCGAAUGGGUGCAGGGCCCAAAUGAGCAAAGAAUGUACGGAACUAUGGCUAUGCGAAUGACCCAUGAACUAGAAUUGCGCCCCAAACAGCAUUAUCCGACCUCGACAAAACCACGGAAGAGUGGACCCAGAUUGGAGGAGCCAUCACCAGCCGAAGGGUUUUUAAUUCUGCUCACAUCACAACGAGGAAGACAAAAGCUAUUGGGAAAGAAUUUUUUCAAAAAGUUGUACUUCUUUACUCAGGACCAAUAUCUGUGCUUUUGUCGGCCCGCGAGAGCGAACCCUCCAGCACCUCCUAGACUCUCUAUAAUACCAGGCAGACACAUUCCCACUUCUGCUGAGAUUAGAAAGGAAGUCCCUAUCGUUUACAACGUGGAUCCUUUCCCAAUUGAUGAUGAUGGAGAAAUCGCUUGGCUUAGCGUUGGACGAAAAGAAUUCGCCAAAAAGCACGAUGCAGAAGCCUUUGCAGAGAAUCGGCGAAUUGCAAAAAAUGCAGCCAAUGCGGAGGGCUAUAUCAAUCUUUGUAGAGUGUCAGAGAUACGGCCCGUGUCAUCGGAUAGCAUGCAAGAAGAACAACAUGCUAACGCAGGAGAUGUCGAAUACCACGGAGAAAGAGGCAGACCUGCAAACGGCGCUAGGCACGAGACAAAGGAUGACCGUUCGUUCGAAAUCGUGUUGGAAGAUGGCUUGGUUGUCAGAUUCCGAAGUUAUAAUAUGCAGACUCGGCAAGAGUGGAUUAAACAGCUAACUAAACUCUGGGAGUAUUGGAAAAUGUCUGGGCCUCUGUAUCGCAAGCCCCGCCGCCGUGGAGCUUUCACGAAAUGUAGCGUGUUGCUCAUUGAAGGGCAACUUCUCAUAUUUCAAGGGGCGCUCCGAGGAUGGACGGGAGAGCAACUUCCCCAUACACAUCAUUUCCGUCAGGGAAUUCUUGAUCUGCGUGAUUGCUACGUGUAUAGCGGGAUAAUCACCUCAGAGGAUCUUUUGUAUCAGCAUCAAACAUUCGAUAGCAACCUGCCCGGCCAGCAUGAACGACCAAGAAUGUACACCGGGGAUGGGUGGACAAGUUCGGAUGAGGACACUGCCACAUGCUUCGUUAUCUGGCAUGCUACAAGAAAGGCGCUUUUUAGAGCCGAGCUCGGAGAAAAGGGGAAAAUAAAAAGGAGGCGGUGGAGGCAGGUUUCCGCUUUGGGGGUUCCUGGAAAAUCCAUCGUGUUCAAGGCUCGGAGUAGAGCAGAGAGAGACCUGUGGGUUUUGGCGAUCGCGACAGAAAUCGACCGGCUGCAACAGCGGGAGGAUUUGAGGAUAGUUGAGCCGUCUUGA